Molecule: messenger RNA, 1893 nt
Organism: Lithohypha guttulata
Lineage: Eukaryota; Fungi; Ascomycota; Eurotiomycetes; Chaetothyriales; Trichomeriaceae
Exons: 2
Coding region: 1-1893 (630 amino acids)
Source: RefSeq, a predicted model, not a curated record
AUGCCAUCAACACUAGAGAUUGCCGUCGCAGCAGCGUCGACGACUGUCAGGAUCAGUGCCUUUCUGUUCCUGAGAUGGAUUCCGGGACACCAUUUUCCUCCUCUUAUUAUUUCAGCCAUAGUACUGUACUUGUCCUUGAUCACCGCCAACUCGAAAUCGUUCGGUACGCACAGACCCACCCUACGCGAAGCAUUUCCCAAGCUAUUCAGGCACGAGAAGAGAUCAGAAGCGCCGAAGUCUGACACCCUUCACGAGCUGCACCAUGAUGAACCUGCCGUAUACCAUGACGAGAAGGCUAUCUGGCGGACACUUCUACUUGGUAUUCCAGACUGGAAAGAGUGGGAAUUCAGUUACACUGCUAUAGCUGUGAACAUCUUGCUGACGCUUUUGUCCCUCGAUAUGAUAUUUCGAGGUCCUCUGCUCUACGAUGGCAAGGACCUCACUUUUACCCGUCUAGGCUACGUUGAUGACACGAGCGCCAAAGUGUUACUGCGAGAUCCGAACAUCACAAAUCUACCUAUCUACGUCUACCUAAGACCUUCCAACAGCCCGGCUUGGUCAAACGUCGACACUCUCUAUUAUCUGGGAGAGGAUAGCGAUUAUACUUACCCGAUCACGUUCUCAAAGCUGCAAGCUGAUACAGCUUAUACCUAUGCCUUGUCCAACGACCUCAAGGGUCAUUUUCAGACCGCACCCGGAGCCAGCGACCAGAAUGCAAAAUCUCUGAUCUUUCUCACUUCAUCCUGCAUAAAAGCCAAUUUUCCAUACAACCCCUUCUCACAUUCUUUAUCCAUUCAUGGCUUUAAGCAUUUGUCUAAUGUAAUGAAAGCUCUACCAUCACGGACCGCGUUCAUGUUGUUCCUGGGUGAUUUUAUCUAUGUUGACGUACCGCAACGUCUAAGCUCAACCGUCGAACAUUACCGGUCUGAAUACAGGCGCGCUUACAAAUCGCCGUCAUGGCAGCUGCCCGGUCUUCAGAUUCCUUGGCUCCACACCCUCGACGAUCACGAAAUCGCCAAUGACUGGGCGGGUGGGAAUGAGACCGAGCCUUUUCCAGCAGCCUCAGAUCCUUUCCUUCAUUAUCACGUGUCAGUCAACCCGCCGUUUCCACAGGAUGUACCAGCAAGCAGUCGUGCAAACACAACGUAUUUUCAGUUCACGCAAGGACCAGCAUCUUUCUUCAUGCUCGACACACGAAGAUAUCGCACGCAACCAGAGUCCGAACAGGCUAGUCUCUUUUUCUCAGCCAAACCGCUUUAUGGUAGCUCAUCUGCACCAUCUCAGACACCGGAAUAUGCACCGAGUAUGCUAGGCCCUGCUCAAUUGCAAUCACUUCUUUCUUAUCUCACAACACCUGAACCUCCAAACGUACACUGGAAAUUUGUGGCCUCUUCAGUUCCAUUCACAAAGAAUUGGAAAGUCGGCACCUCUGACACAUGGGGAGGUUUUCUUACUGAGCGUCAACGUGUACUUGAUGCAAUGCAUUUCGCAGAGGCUAAUCUCGGGGUCCGGGUCGUGAUCCUUUCUGGCGACCGCCACGAGUUUGCAGCUGUGCGCUUUCCUCCAAGCGCAACUCGUGCCUUGUCCUCCUCAAAGGAUGGUGCUACUGGCCCACAUGAGUUCAGUGUUGGUCCCCUUAGCAUGUUCUAUCUACCUCUCAGAACUUUCAAACAGACCGAUGAUGAAGAUGUGGCUAUAGCUUACUAUCCUGACGGCAACAGUAAGGUUGGAACAGUUGAGAUUGCAUCGAUCAUCAACAGAACUUGCAGAAAUUCCAGAAGCAUAUUAACAUACACUUUGUGGGUGGAUGGAUCUAGAAGAUGGAACUAUACUAUUGAGAGCCCUUCCUCAGUUAUUGUGUCAAGAAGUAAUCUAGACACCUGGAGAUCCUGA